UAAAGGAAUAAAAGCUAAAAGAAAAGUGCACCAGCAAACACAGUGACAAGGUGAUAAUGCUUUCAAUUCUAAUGUUGAUUAUGAUAAUACUAUGUAGUCAAGUUAACACCCCUGACAGUCGCAAUAUACAUGUAACAAAGUAAAAUUUAUUUCUGCAUAUUGUAAUAACAAAGAGUCAAACGGUUAAAGUGCAAACAUAGACAUAGUACUUGAAAACUUAUUAAAAAUAAGAAGUAAGGAACAUUUUUAAAAGAAUGCAAAAUAACUGAUGUUUAAUAUUACACAUACAGAUAGAACUAUUAUAGCUGUUUUGCACAUAGUGUUAUAUUGCACCGAUUUGAGGUGUUUUAUGGUGCUCUCAUGUCACUGUGUCUUAUCUUUAUUGAUGUGUACAUUGUAAUCAAGGACAGUCAUGUGAUCCACUGUACUACGAGGUACGUUUAAAAAAAAGCCAUCGAUUCUCCAACUGUCUUUAACAUGAGGUGCACUUGUUUUGGAAUUUGAUUCGCCGAGGAGGCUGCGCACGCCCCGCCCCCGGGCCCGGGGGCCCUACUGAUUGGUCGCCGCUGUCGCCUGUCUCGGGGACAUCAGGGGAGGCACGAGUUGGCCCAUAAGCCUGCGCUGGCGAGUCGUCACUGUCGGACACGUAGUGGGAACGAACAGGUCCCGAUGCGCAAGUCACGGCAACCCUCGGCGGAGAUGAAGGCGGACUCCGACUGGCUCUGAUUUUUAAAAGCCCUUUUCAUUCAGGACGUCGGUUGCCAACGGUUAUCGAUAAUGGCAGGGCCGUUGACCCAAGCACCCACCGCUGCAAAAAUGGCGUCACUUAACCGGGUCCGAGCUUUAGCGAUGCUUUUCCUAACUGUCACUGGCUGUUGUGUCACCCCGACGAGCGGCAAGGAAGGGUCCGAGGAGACCGUCAUCAUAGGGCUGCGACUGGAGGAGACGGACGACAUUUCCUUCAUGGAUAAGGGCUACCUGCGGGUGAGUGAGCGUUCUCGGGUGAAAUUAAGGGUGUACGGGCAGAACAUCAACAACGAGACCUGGUCCAAAAUUUCUUUCACGGAACACGAGCGCAGCCGGACGCUGGGGAUCCUUGACAGCUCCUCGGGGGAUAACCAGAGCCAGGAGGACUCGUCCGGCUCGCAUCCCUGCGGCAUUAGGACUUCGGAUAUAAUUAUAUUGCCCAACAUCGUCGUGAGUCGAAAGACGUCCGGGGUGGUCGAGAUCGAGGUCAAGCCGCUGCGGAAGACGGAGAGGAGUAAAGAGUAUUACCUGUGCAUCGCCACCGCGACCGCCACGGCGGCCGUGGCCGGGAUGUACGACCCGUGGACGGAGAACACCUGGAUCUACCACGACGGAGACGACACCAAAGUGAUAGUGGUGGAGGAGAAAAAGUUUCUGCUGCCCUUCUGGCUCCAGGUCAUCUUCAUCUCCAUGUUGCUCUGCCUGUCGGGCAUGUUCAGCGGGUUGAACCUGGGGCUCAUGGCUCUGGACCCCAUGGAGCUCCAGAUAGUGCAGAACUGCGGCACGGAGAAGGAGAAGAAUUACGCCAAGAAGAUCGAGCCGGUCAGGAGCCAAGGGAAUUACUUGCUUUGCUCGCUUCUGCUGGGGAACGUGCUGGUGAACACCACGCUGACCAUCCUGCUGGAUGAUAUCGCCGGUUCGGGGCUGAUCGCCGUGGUCAUGUCCACCAUUGGAAUAGUCAUUUUUGGAGAAAUCGUGCCGCAGGCCAUCUGCUCCAGACACGGCCUCGCCGUGGGGGCCAACACCAUAUUCCUCACCAAGUUCUUCAUGCUGCUCACCUUCCCCGCCUCCUACCCGGUGAGCAAGCUGCUCGACUACCUCCUGGGACAGGAGAUCGGGACCGUGUACAACCGGGAGAAGCUCCUGGAGAUGCUGCGCGUCACGGACCCUUACAACGACCUGGUGAAGGAGGAGCUGAACAUCAUCCAGGGCGCGCUGGAGCUCAGGACUAAGACCGUGGAGGACGUCAUGACGCCUCUGAGAGAUUGCUUCAUGAUCCCCGGGGACGGUACCCUGGACUUUAACACCAUGUCCGAGAUCAUGAAGAGCGGCUACACGCGCAUCCCAGUCUUCGAGGGCGAGAGGUCCAACAUAGUGGACCUGCUCUUUGUCAAGGACCUGGCAUUUGUGGACCCGGACGAUUGCACACCUCUCAAAACCAUCACAAAGUUUUACAGCCACCCCUUACAUUUUGUGUUCAAUGACACCAAGUUGGACGCGAUGCUGGAGGAGUUUAAAAAAGGAAAAUCCCACCUGGCCAUAGUUCAGAGGGUGAACAAUGAGGGUGAGGGAGACCCUUUCUACGAGGUUCUGGGUAUUGUCACGCUGGAGGACAUUAUUGAAGAAAUCAUCAAGUCAGAGAUCCUGGACGAGACUGACUUAUACACUGACAACAAGACCAAGAAGAAAAUCACCCAUCGGGAAAGGAAGCAGGAUUUCUCGGCUUUCAAGCCUACCGACAAUGAAAUGAAGGUUAAAAUAUCCCCUCAGCUUCUGCUGGCUACCCUGCGUUUCCUAGCAACAGAGGUCGAUCCGUUCGCACCGGUGCAAAUGUCAGAAAAGAUUUUGCUUCGUUUGCUGAAGCACCCACUCGUCAUCCAGGAGCUUAAAUACGACGACAAGAACAAGCGGGCGGCAGAGCACUACCUCUUCCACCGGAACAAGCCCGUGGAUUAUUUCAUCCUCAUACUGCAGGGGAAAGUGGAGGUGGAGGCAGGAAAAGAGGGCAUGAAGUUUGAAGCGGGACCGUUCUCCUUCUAUGGGAUGAUGGCUCUGACAGCCUCGCCAGUGCCUCUGUCCCUGUCUCGCACAUUUGUGGUCAGUAGGACUGAAUCAUUAGCAGGAUCUCCAGAAAAUAAGUCUCCUCCACGGCCAUUUGGACUCAACCACUCGGACUCUCUGAACAGGAGUGAUCGUAUAGACGCCAUCACCCCGACUCUCGGCAGCAGCAACAACCAGCUCAACUCCUUCCUGCAGAUCUACGUACCGGACUACUCGGUGCGAGCGCGCACAGACCUGCAGUAUAUAAAGGUAACACGUCAACAGUACCAGAACGCCGUAAUGGCGUCACGCAUGGACAAAACGCCGCAAUCGACAGACAGCGAGUUCACUAAGAUCGAGCUCACGCUGACGGAGCUCCACGCCGGGGUGGAGACCCCCGCCGUGGUGGUUGUGGCCACCACGGCCAGCGCCGCUAUCCCCACCCCGGCUCUGUCCGUGUCCGUGGCCAACGAGACGUCCCACCUGCUCAACCAGCAGCAGAACUGUGUGGGCCUCAGCAGGAGCAACCACAGCGCCCACAACGAGGGACCCAUCUAGCCGCCGCCGAGCCCGGUGGAGACCCCGGACCCUCCACCCUGUGUCAUGGACACACACACUCACACACGGAGCGGUGGCGUAGACAGAGAUGAGGGAAAGUGGGGUAGCGGAGGCGGGUGGAGUUAGGGUUCUGCUCCAACCAGUAGCCCCCCCAGUCAGUCAGUCAGUGAGACCUUUUCACGGAGGCGGCAGUGUGGAAGACGGGUGCUGCGUCGCCCUCAACGCCCCCACCUGAAGAAUCCCGGCUGCACUGCACGCUCUCACAGAGGGUGCACUCGGACGGGGCCCCUGACUGAGCUUCUAUUUUUGGGACAAUCCGACACUUUCGUAGUGGUGACUUGGACUAGAGGACAUCGGUGCGCAUGCAAACCCUGUUCCUUUCACGCACACACACACACACACACACACACACACACACGCACUGUAUUUUCUCCUAAGGCCAAAGACUUUGGUCCCCCUUUCUUAUACUAGACACAGGCGUUUAUUUGCCCACAGACACACACACACACACCGAAAUUCAAACAUUCACACACACACACACACACACUCACAGAUGAAACUCCACCCGUGCAUCUUUCAGGGAAGCUCAGUCGAAUGUUGAUCCCAUCAACGAGGACUCAAACCCAAACAAGCAGAACGGUUGGUCAAAGACUGCACCAAAAACCGCUUUGGAAUGAACCGUAAAACCACGAACCAAGAAUGUUUUCCUGUAUUUAUUUAUUUUAUAAUAUUGUAUGUAUAUAUGUACGUGUGGACCCAUGAUAUGACAAAGUGGCAUACGAGCAUGCACGAGCAUGUAGACAAAGGUGUGCGUGGGGCACGUGUGUCAUAUCAGAAAAGGACUUGCUACAUAUAUGGAGACGAACAUCCAUUCAUGUACAUGGGGAGGUGAGGGUCUUUCACAGAUACAGUAUGUAUAUUACAGAACUUGUUAUUUUUACUAUUAUCCUAAAUCAGGCUGGUGGUACACUAUCUUUUUCACCUUAAAAAAAUCACACUAUUGCCUUUAAGAGAAAUCAUAUAAUUAAUUAUUUUAACAAAGUGCAAUGAAGAGCAAUUUAUUUAAGAGAUGAUUAUGAAUUUUAAAAAAAUCACUGUAAUAUAAAUUGACAGAUAUAUUUCUAUGUAUGUACUGUAUGUAUAUGUACUUGUAUUUGUUUUUUGAAUAAUGCUCUGCAGCCACCCACAACGCAAAACUGUCCUUAGUCAGUCGCUCUUUCUCUUUGUCUCGCGUCCUUUGACCUCGAACACCACGUCUAUGUGUCCUUAUGGGAGCAUUGUUGCCUAGACUUUUAAGUGCCAUAGUUAUGCAUGUGGAGGUUGUGUCUUGUUUUCUUUUUUGCCAAUUCUACGCAUAGUCCAACUUGAUAAUUGCACAGUAUUAAUGACCUCAUCUAACAUGUUGAGCUUCAUCAACGUCACAAAAAGUAACCUCGACAUUAAACAUGUCCAUGAAUGAUACACAGCUGUGCUUUUCCACUGCUCAUGUGUCAACUUGUUUUUCUGUUGUUGUUUUUUGCAUGUGAGGUACACGUGUGUGUGUGUGUCCAUAAAACGUUUGGCUGACGGUUCCGUUCAUAAACACAAUUUUUUAAAGUAGCGAAUGUGAAAGACGCUAAACUUUAUUUGUUUUGGCUCCCUACACUUUAAAGAUUUUAAUCCAUGUUUAAUAGUUCUUGGGUUACUUCAGUUCAAAAUCAAAACAUAUUCUGCACAAAUGCUGCUAUUAAAGAUAUAUAGAAAUAUAUCUAUAUACUUAUAUCUAUAGAAUUUUAUCUUAGAAACAUUGUACCCUUAUUUGUUAUUUGUUUCACUAGUGGGAAAUACAAACUUGUGUUCUUGCAGAGAGUUAGACGAGCAGAGAAGAGGAAGAUGGUCUCAAUCUUCUCGUCUGACUCUUGGCAAGAAAGUGAAUUAGUGUAAAUUUUGAGUAUUCCAAUAUAUUCUAUAUAUUUGUUUUCUUCCGCAUUAGUACCUUCUUCACCCUUAUUGUUUUACCUCAUGAAGACAGGACUGAGUUAUAAGAUAUGUCUGCUUUACAUAUUCCCUAAAGAAGUCAUAGUGUAGAAUAACUUUGUCUACUUCAUAUCUGUAGGGACGUUGAUUUUUUUUUUUUUUAACUCUUUAACUAAAAAUGACUGAUUCCACUUCCAGGCCUGUUCAUUAACAUUACACGAAUUGUAUACGGGCAGUUUUCUUGCCACCUUACAGGCCACAACAAUGUCCUGAAUGCCCAAUUAAUUCGAAAUUCAUUUUCAGUUUGUAACCACUGGUGGUCACUGUGUUUCCACUUAUAAUCCAACGUGUGUGCAACGCCCCUGAAACCGCACACGUGGUCAAACAGCCCUUCCGUCUGCACAGCCAGGAGGGGCGUCGUGGUUGAAGAACCGGCCGUAGAGCACGUCUGCGUUGUUUGCAGCAGCUUUUCGCUGUUGUUUAUUGUUUACUUGAAAGAGCUCCUAUGCAGCAGACCCACUCCUGCUUUGCAGCGACAAUCACUCCAGCAAUGAAUGAUGAUUAGAUUGUAAGGCUGUAAGAUUGUGCUUGGAACAUUCCUACUCUGCUUUAUGGACUUCGGUGCCUGACAGGAACACAAGAAGCAUGAUGACGAUUCAAAAGUCCAAUUGCACCACAGUGUUUCACUGGGGGAAGCGUCGGCUGUGGCUGCGUUGUUUCAAUAUACGCUGUUAAACACACACGUAUUCUCUAUUUUCUUACGGGCUCCGGCCUCUGCUGCACACAAGCUUAUCUCCCUCCCAUUAUGUCAAUGCUUUGCAGGUCUUUGUUUGACUGGUCUUUGCUCCGUUGCAAUGCUGCUGCUGUACCCAUGUGCUGUCCGUAAUGCUUCUUCUACCUGGCGACAACAUUCCCAUUGCCUCCUGCAGCUGGUGGUUUUAAUAAAAAAGUGAAUGAUUAACAGACA
Gasterosteus aculeatus aculeatus (three-spined stickleback) is the source of this 6268-nucleotide messenger RNA. It is a transcript of the gene cnnm2b, whose product is annotated as cyclin and CBS domain divalent metal cation transport mediator 2b. Lineage: Eukaryota; Metazoa; Chordata; Actinopteri; Perciformes; Gasterosteidae. Gene Ontology annotation, biological process: magnesium ion homeostasis; transport. The record is from RefSeq and is a predicted model, not a curated record. Gene Ontology annotation, cellular component: plasma membrane. Gene Ontology annotation, molecular function: magnesium ion transmembrane transporter activity.